UGAUGUGGUACAAUCGCCACACAAGGCGGUACAUAACACCAGAGUCUGCGUAUUGGGAACUCAUGGUUCGGACGAUGAUUAGGUCUAUACCGAGGUGCGAUGAAGGUUCUGACAUGCACACUGACCUUACAUUUACACUAGAGCUUGUGGAGGAGCUAGGCCGACUUAAAUUGGCGAAUGCGCUUGCAGAAGCAGUUGACAUUGAUACACAGGCCCCAGUUCGUGGCGGGCAACGUGGUGGGUCUCGUGGGGGUGGACAUCGUGGAGGUGGUCAAGCUGGUCGCAGCCGUACGACCGAGUCGGCUCCCAUCUACGAGGAAGGGAAUGAGGAGGGUGUAGAAGAGGCAUGGCUUGGCACUGAUUGGGUACUGUCUGAUGACGACGGCAGGACUCCGCGAUGCACGCCUGGCGAUGGUGCUGGGCCAUCCCAUACCGUCGAUCAUCAGGGCACUGUUCCAGCCCACACUACAUCCCAUGGUGCUAGCACGGACUUUGAGGGCCCUCCUCGUAUGUCGCCCCCAGUUUUCAGUGGAUCUGCCCAUGAUGGUGGAUGCAUAUUUGUCCCCACACCAGGCAUGCCCACCCCACCUCUAGUGCAUGUGGACCCCACCAUGUCAGCUCCAUCUCAAACCCCCCACGGAGAGGCUGUACAGAUUGAGCAGAUACCGGCUGAGGACAUUGAGCCGGUGGAGGCUUUGCGGAGAUCGCGACGCCCGCGUGCGCAUGCUCCCGAUUGCGGGACCGGUGAUGGUAAGAUUAGACCUGUCAGGGCAUAUGGGCGGAAACGAAAACAUCAUUAAAUGCCUUAGUGUAUGCUUAUACUUCCUGCCUAUAGGCCAUUGAGCUGGAUUGUCCUUGUGUGCUUAUUCUUCAUGUGUAUAGGUGACUGGAAUAAGCAUGCAAAAUGUUCUACUAAUUGGGGAGAAUCUUGGUGGCUGUGCAUCUAUUUCUGGAUCAUUGCUUGGGGAGAAUACUGGCUGUCAAUGUGUUUGUUGUCAAGAAAUUGAUAUUUUGGAGAAAACCCAUAAGGCGUAUUGUAUUUAUUGAUGUAUUAGGAAGUUUUUCUGCACUUGGAGUUUUGAUUGCAAUUUGACAAAUGUCUGGAUUGGUAUUCAUUUGAAGCCAAACUUUCUUGUGUUUUUGUAUGUUGUUAGCUACAGUAAAGUGGGUUGUAAGAGAGUAAUUUGUUUUUUUAUUU
Molecule: messenger RNA, 1198 nt
Organism: Quercus lobata
Lineage: Eukaryota; Viridiplantae; Streptophyta; Magnoliopsida; Fagales; Fagaceae
Exons: 4
Coding region: 3-800 (265 amino acids)
Source: RefSeq, a predicted model, not a curated record